Molecule: messenger RNA, 627 nt
Organism: Vigna radiata var. radiata (mung bean)
Lineage: Eukaryota; Viridiplantae; Streptophyta; Magnoliopsida; Fabales; Fabaceae
Product: RPM1-interacting protein 4-like
Exons: 4
Coding region: 132-359 (75 amino acids)
Source: RefSeq, a predicted model, not a curated record
GAAAAUAAACAGAAAAGGCAAAUCACCGCGUUUUGGAGGGGUGUGACACGAAAGAAAGGCAAGACCAUCAAGAUUGUUGUUUAUAUUUUAGAAAUUGGGUAACCACCGUACGUAUCAAAGCUUCAAUCUUGAUGGCUUCGUAUGAACAAGAAGGAAGGCCACUACCCAAGUUCGGGGAAUGGGAUGUUAAUGAUCCUGCCUCAGCUGAAGGAUUCACUGUUAUAUUCAACAAGGCCAGAGAUGAUAAAAAAACUGGAGCAGGAUCCGUACGUGUUCAAUCCCAGCGAAGAAAUAAUUCGCGCAAGGAAGAGGAUAAAUCUGCCAAGGCUCAGAAGAAGUGGUUUUGCUUUAAACCCUAAACGAGGAUAAGAAUGUGUUUGUCGCUGCUUGGGACGUAUGUUGAUUCUCUUCAGUUUUCUUCUGAGGCCUCAUCUGUCUCCAGACCACGGAUUAGAGAUAAAAGAAAAAGAAAAGACAUAGUUGCAGUCUGCUCACUAUUGUAGCUUCUAGUUGUUCACAUGUUUCCCCUUUGUACGCACCGGGACAAACUAUAAUAUGUAAAUAUAAGGAUAAAAAACUACCUUUUGCAAUGACAAAUUAAGCAGAUAUGUCUGCUCUUCUUACUUU